Molecule: messenger RNA, 2031 nt
Organism: Salarias fasciatus (jewelled blenny)
Lineage: Eukaryota; Metazoa; Chordata; Actinopteri; Blenniiformes; Blenniidae
Product: opsin-5-like
Exons: 4
Coding region: 437-1723 (428 amino acids)
Biological process (GO): G protein-coupled receptor signaling pathway
Cellular component (GO): membrane
Molecular function (GO): G protein-coupled receptor activity
Source: RefSeq, a predicted model, not a curated record
AGCCCUGACCUCUGUCAUUGUUGCCAUCUCAUUAGAAGCUCUUUUUUUGAGGAUGUGAAUUGUCACUGUGGUAUAGUGGGAAGCACCGUUGCCUCACAGCAGGGGGAUCUCCUGUUCCAGCCUGGGUUUGGAUGAGCACUUCCCUGCUCUUCCUCCUCUUCUCUUCCUAACUCUAAACAUAUAUAUAUAAAUAUUCUUCCUCCGGUUCGUCCUCCUCUCGCUCCUCCCCUGUCAGAGUUAACCUCUCCUCUCCAAGUUGCACGCCGUCGGCGCGCCGGCGCUCGGGCGUUGCCAUGGCGACCCUCCUUCCCCGCAUAAAAGAAAGUGAGGCUCGGUGGGAACAUCUGCCUCCGGCUGGAAAUGGGUCCGCUGGCGUGUGUGUUUGUUGGUUGAGUUCGAUCGGCUCCCACAGCAGCGGCAGGAACGACGGCGCCCAAUGCCUCUGAACUCCUCCGAUGACAACCGGACCUCCUCUGCCUUCAGCUCCAAGCUCAGCCCCGCCGCCGACAUCUGCGUGGGGCUGGCCAUCCUCUCUAUGGUUCUGCUCUCCAUCCUGGGCAAUGGGCUGGUGCUGGUCAUCUGCUACCACCGCCGGAAGAAGAUGGUGGACUCGGAGCUGCUGUGCGUCAACCUGGCCGUGGUGGACUUCCUGAGCUGCAUCUGCUUCUACCCGCUCUCCAUCCUGUCCUCCUUCCGCCACGCCUGGCUGGGGGAGAACGCCACCUGCGUCUACUACGGCCUGGGCUGCUUCAUCUUCGGCCUGUGCGGCAUGUUCACCAUCGCCGCCAUCAGCCUCAUCCGAUACGUGAAGACCUGCUACAGCCUGACCUACGCCGUGUGGAUGAAAGGCGCCAACAUCCGGGCGGUGUGCGGCUCCUUCUGGCUGGUGGCGACCGUCUGGUCCAGCUUCCCGCUGUUCGGCUGGGGCGAGUACGUUCCCGAGCCGUACGGCCUGUCCUGCACCGUGGCCUGGAGGGGCUACCACACCUCGGCCAAGGACGCCUUCUACGUCAUCUGCUCCUUCGCCUGCUUCACGCUGGUGCCCGUGCUGGUCAUCGUGGUGUCGCAGUGCCAGAUCCUCUACAAGGUGUCGCGCUUCUCCUACUCGCUGUCCGCCAGAGGCACCCGGCACAACCUGCGCCACGCCGAGCGCCAGCUCUCCAUGAUGUUCUUCUGCAUCAGCCUGGGCUUCGUGAUCGCCUGGGCGCCGUACACCGUCGUGUCCUUCCUCUUCAUUUUCCACAAGGGCCACUGGUACAUGGCGCCCGAGGGCUUCGUCUUCCCCGCCCUCUUCGCCAAGAGCUCCCACGUCUACAACCCCUUCAUCUACUUCUAUUUCAACAAGACCUUCCAGCGGGACCUGCGCGGCCUGCUGCUCUCCUCCUACAACAAGCUGCGGGGGAACCGGGUGGGCGUGCACGUGACGGCGGGCCACCCGGCGCCGUACCCCAUCCACAUCCAGCUGCAGGAGCAGGGCCAGAGGCGGCGGUUCGCUCUGUCCCAGGACAGGACUCACAGCCGCAGCAAGACCAGAGGCAGGGCGGUGCACGUGCCCGGCAGCGGCGGCCGCGUGCACGUGAGCAGCGGCCGCACCCACGGCCGGCAGGUGUACACCUGCUGGGGGUCGUCGUCCAAGAACGGGCCCAACAUGCUGGACGGGAAAUCCGCCAGGAACUCCAAGAACUCCAGGAACUCCAGGAACUCGCUGCCCGUCUCCAUCUGAACGCCAUCUGGCGCCUCCUCAGGACGAUGUGAACGACGCAGUCAGACGGAGCGACGAGACUCGAAACCGGCAGAAACUCUCUCUCUGUCUUAAUUUAACCUUUUUCUACACAACUUUUAUACAUAUAAAGAUACCAGGACAUGGCUAUAUUUUCAAAAGAUGGAGUUCCACUUCACGCUCCCAUUUGCUGCCUUGAAUCAUUUUAAAUGAUCCAUGUUAAAGGUGCAUUAAGGAGUUUUUCAACUUUAAAAAUACUUAUUUUCCACCUUAAAUAUGUUACAAAUAUUCAGUGAUGUGCACAAUCUGCC